AUGAGUGUCGAAUGUCUCGCGAUCUAUGGAUCAAGAAAGAAGGUGAUCGUGGUGGACGGCGAUCACAAGUUAAAAGACGUCCGGAACGCCCUGCUUCAGUCUGACUUCAGACAACUGGUGACACCGACCCUCCUGGUGCAGGUUUAUAACUCGACCUACGGAGAAUAUGUCGAUGUCAGUGACACUUAUGUCGUGAAAGCUCACGACAAGCUAAAUUUAAUUGUAGAAGAGGAGUCGCUGCAGCAACCCUGGGCAUCAUCAGCCGCUGCUCCCGUAGCCCCGGUCUCUGUCGCCAGUUCAUCCACCUUCCACGAUACGCUUCCAACAUUGAGCUACACGCUCCCAGAGCCCACACUAGAUCUCAAAGAGCUCCUGCCGAAAGUGGAGGAAGGUGAACUGUCCAAUGCGUUGCGCCAGAGGAUUAUUCGCUGGUUGCACUCUGACCUGUGCAGAUAUGCGCUGUACCCAGGGAAACGGGAUCUGAACAGUGAGGCUGCGAGGCACCUUGUCUUCAAGUACCCGAAGCUGGCCGACAAACCAGGCCUUGGCUUUGGCUCUUGGAAGGAGGCCCUCAAAAACCGGACGAAGAACCAGCGAAGGAGAAUGGUGGACGUGAAGGAGGUCGCCGACGAACGGGCAAAGCGAGCGAAAGCCUGCCUCUCCGGUGGCAGUCAAACGCCACGAGGCGCGUCUCGUCCAAGCGUCACAACAACUCUGGCACUCUACGACGUGGGGGAGGAUGAAGAGUCCAUUGCGGCACACACUGAGUAUUUGAAGAAGGAGAUGCGAAAGACUCCAGAGACCAGAAAUGAAGAGAUGAUCUCUGAUGCUAUGAAGAGGACAUAUGUUAAACGGCGUGGAUGGAUUUCGGAGAAGCCUCGCACUGUCGAAGAAGUUUUGGACUUGUACCCAGCACUGGGGGUGAAGGAAGAGGUCCUGCAGGAAUUCCUCAGGAUGACUGGAGUACACGCAGAGGACGGAGUCAGGAACUUCUUCGAGACGAAAGGGGAGAGGGUGGAAGAACUGCUGAAAGCCAAACAAGGCAAGGCCGGAACUGCCGCAGUUGAAGUCGCUUGUAAGUACUCAUCGUAUAUAAACAGAAGCUUGGUGUGCAAAGUGGCAUUUAUUUUGUGA
Molecule: messenger RNA, 1134 nt
Organism: Ixodes scapularis (black-legged tick)
Lineage: Eukaryota; Metazoa; Arthropoda; Arachnida; Ixodida; Ixodidae
Exons: 7
Coding region: 1-1134 (377 amino acids)
Source: RefSeq, a predicted model, not a curated record